This is a messenger RNA of Clonostachys byssicola, 993 nucleotides long. The record is from the annotation of a GenBank genome assembly. NCBI's taxonomy places the organism in Eukaryota, Fungi, Ascomycota, Sordariomycetes, Hypocreales, Bionectriaceae.
AUGUCAAAACCGACUCUCGAGCCCUUGGGGCCAGAGUAUGGUUCCUCUAUUCUCCAUCUCAUCGAAGCCUACGCUGCCGCAAAGAAGGAGGCAUCAAAGACACAAAGCAAACUCUCGCGGGCCGUUGAGCGCCGGCAGAAGGAAAACGAGGAAUUUGAUACCCUGGUAACGGAAUGGACAAUUCGUGAAGCAAGAUACAAGGCUGAGAUAAAACGACUCGAGAUAAUCAUACACCGAACCUCUGGAAGCGGUCUCGAGGCUGUGUCAAUGGCGAGAUCUGGUAGUCUCAUCCGGAGGGGUUCUCGAAACGUCACUGGCGAUCAGAACAUCUCACCAACAGAAUUGGGGAACCACCGCAGAGGAACUACAGACCGCGGCGUCUUCAAAACAGAAGCUUCAGCUCCCCGCCAUCGAGACUCACUUAUUGGCCGCCCCCGUAUCCUCGACCCCAAGAGCGACGUCACACUUAGCAUGAGAAUAGACAAGGAGCCUCUGGCUGAUAAUGUGACCUCCAUAAUACAAACCCACGCAACCAUUCGGGAGGUACCCAGUACGCCUUCGUCAAAAACCUCGUCCUCAAGCUCCAGCAGUGAUGCCCACGGGUCUACGAAGCGUUCGAGCGACCCAGCACUGGAACGAGCCCAAAUCCUCUCUGGGAGCCCCAGCCUCGCCGCGGAGAAGCAGCGUCACCAGCGAGAGUUUUCAUUCGUCGAGAGCGAGGAUAGUCACAUGGUGACGCAAGACGAGGUCGACAUAAGUGACACUCAUUCCAGGAACGAGAAUGCAACUGUCAAAUCCCCUCAUACUCCACUGGGAGCCGUGAAGAAGGAUGAAGAACAGUGCACCACCAACAUGUGCAUGACUGCACCCGGCGCAGGAGAAGUACCCCCAGAUGGCAUGAACGACGAGCUUCCGCAGCUGCGCCGUUCCAAGGAAACCGCUCAACGACGUUUCGGUGGCAAGAUCGACGCCGACGGUAAAGCAUAUCUCUAG